AUGGACUUCCUGGAUCAGCCGACACAUUCGCUUAUCCUCAAUGAUCUAGCUGCGUGCCUCGCACGUGAGGCGGCGUCGGGUGUGCUCAACGAGUCGGAUUUUGCUAUCCUGCAGCCCACGCAGGCUACGACGAGUCACUCGACGUCGUUCUUGAGCGCCACCGCGGUACGCACGCACCUUGCGCAGGCGCGCUUCGCGUCUGCUACGGCCGAUGCCGUGAAUGCGUCGCCGCAUGAGAUGCAAGAAGCGACACACACGUACUUGGAACGCGUCGCCCAAUCGCUCUUUGACUUGGCCGACCAACUCCCUGACGCUACGUUUGACGAGGGGGUGCAAGUGCAAGGGCAAUGGCCGCUUCCGGAUGAACUCACUUAUACGGUUAUGGAGACACUGCUCAAGAUUGGACGCAGUCUGCCGUCGACCCAGGCGCGUGUCAUGUCAUCCGCUGCGGCGUUGGUCGAUCGCAUCGGUUCGCACCUGACAUCGACGUCGACCCCUGAUGCUGUGCUUAUCGCACGUACCGUGCCGCAACUGCAUGGCUUAGCGCGGGCUCUGCAAGAUGUGAGCUUUACAUGGGACAGUGCCUCCGUCGCGCCGCUCGUCUCGUCGAUGAGCUCGAUCGUACAUGAUGCCGCGUUGAUCGCGCGUUUGGAUGCGUUGCUUAUGUCGCUGCCCGAGCAGGAAGAAGCCGUUCGUCAGUGCCGUGCUAUGGCCCAAGCGCGUGGCGUUACCAUGCCCUCGCCUACUAGGGGCGGCGCGACCAACAGCACGUCUUCGCCGAUGACGUUUCAGGACCGUUUGCUGGAGCACUAUGCCCAUCUUGGCACACCGCUGAGUGGGCAUCUUGUCGCGUGGUGCGCUUUGAGUGUGCUUACUUCGCUCCUGGCGCAGGCCGUGCAUGGUGUGGCUACGCUGCCUACGGGGCCUAAGGCGUACGCCUCCGCUUGGAAGGCGCUCGUGGAAGGCGCUCCGCAGCAUCGUGUCCACGUCCGAGAGACGUCGCAGCUUGCCAUGCACACUUAUCAAAUGCUCACCGCUGCGGCGUACUCGCCCGAGAUGGCCAGUCCUUUGCAUGCUGAGCUGUAUGUAUGUGAGGCGCUCUGCACUGCUCUCAAAGCCAGUGUGCUAAGUGUAGCCGCUGGCGCUUCGGUGGACGAAGGGUUUGUCCUGGAAAUUGUGCAGAACGUGUUGAGCGAGCAGGCGCCGCUACAGGACGCACGUUUGCAGCAUGCAGCGCUGGACGGUGUCGCGAUUCUUGCGCGCGCGAAGCCGGCCUGGGCUGUGACGUUGGUCCAGCAUCUGCGUCGGUGGGUCCAACUACCGCUGCCUCUACUUGAAGCCGAUGCUGCGAGUGGCUCGCCUUUGCUCACGGCAUGUGCGUCCAGUAUGGCUACGUGCAUGAGCGUGUCAGGCAAGCCGGAUUUGGCGACGUCGACGACGUACUCGCUGCUGAACCACUUGUCGCGGGAAUCGACGCAUGCCUCGCCUGCGAUUGUCGCGAGUACGUUGGCCGUCGUCACGCGCCUUGCGCGGCACAUGGCCUCGCCGUCGUUCACUUCGUUGGUCACCUCACUCCUUCUCCAGCGUCUCGAAGGACACGGUCGUCUGCCUACGGGGCUGGUCCUCACGCACCUCGUUCCCCUGGCCCUUGCGUCGCCAUGCUCGAGCUUUGUGAAUGUACUGACAGCCAUGGCCGAAGGCGCUCGUAUUGCUUUGCGCGAGGGAGGUGGGCCGCUGCUUCACGCUGUGCAAACGGCGUUCCUUACGCUGGCCCGGGGCCUUACUCCCGAAGCGGAGGCGCGGGGUCGUGCUGCGGACGAGGUGGCUGGCGAAAUGACGCGUCUUUCGCGCAAAGAGCUGGCCCUGCCUGAGCUGCUGGCGUUGAUUGUCGAUGCUGGGCUUCGAACGCAGGGCGGGCGCAGCCAAGCGGCGGCAGCGGUCGAUUCGCUGGUGCCUGUCCUGGCGGCGCUGCUAGCCCAUGACGAUUUCCAUGUGCACUGGCAUCCGAGCGACGACGUGGUGUACCUCUUCCGCAAUGCCUGGGUCGUCAUGACACUGUGUGGCCACCAAAGCAGCGCCGAGUUGGUCGCGCCCUUACCACGCGGCGAUGCAUUGAGCAUCAUUGCGUUGAAGACGCCGACGUUGAUUCCCGAGUCGUCGCGCAACUACUUGGACGACGACAUUGAGACGCACACUGUGCUGAAGCAGGACACGCUGGGCGCUACGCCUGAGAUCUUGCGACGUGCUCUCAAGGCGUUGCUCGGCGUGCGGCCCGUGGAGGGCCACAAUUUGUCGCUGGUACGUCUCGCGUUCCUGCAAGCCGUGUUGGAAGUCGAGUGGCGUCGUGCGGCGUGUGGUCGUCCCUCGAUGGCGCUGUGGUACUUUGUACACCCGAGCGUAUCUCAGGCGUCUGUCCAUGAGGCCCUGCAAGCGAUUGCGGAGCGCUCGUUUGGGGCGUUCCUGGUGCACGUAAGCACGCGCGCUGAGGCGCAUGCCGUGGAUCAGGUGGUCGUCGAUGAAGUACGCAAUAUUCUGCUAGCGACGUGCCAUACCUGUGCAGCGGUGCGGGCUAUGGCGCACGAGUACUUGGAACGCCUCGUGCCCGCAUGCCCGUCGCUGUUUGUGCGCCCUGAUACAGUGGUCACGAUGCUGGAGCUGGUCACGAUGCUGGGCCGCGCAUGUGAUAGUGAGCUGGCCGAGGCGUUCCUGCCGCAGUAUUCGUACCAUUCGCAUCUCGCGAAUGUAUCGAUCGAUGUCUCGGAUGUGUACGCGGAGCGUCGCGCGAUGCUCGAUACGCUUCUGGCGCGUGUACGUGCGAUUCUCACACGUGUACAGGAAGAUAUGCCGAACGAGUUGCGUGGCUCGCUAAUUAAGUACUUGCAAGACGACGCCGCUGCGGAUAGCCUUGGCGCCUCCUUGGCGUUGGACGUGGCGCGAGGUGCCCCGUCACGCAUUGGCGCUACGCAUGUGCGUAUGGAUCAGAGUGGGCCGCUGGCGCAUGCGCUCCUCGUGCAAGGUGCGACACAAGGCGUUACGGCCGCGCUGAGUGCGUCGCAAGAACAAGCGCUGAAGGCGGAGCUGGCGACCGCGCUGCAUGAGCCGCCUGUCGGCGAUGUGCUGGACUCGUUGCUGUACCGCGGCACGGCCUUGGCGGUGAGCCGCUCCCCGCUGGAUCUCGACUUGGUGACGUUCCUGGUCCUGGUGCCGUUCCGUGUAGGCACCACGGCCGCGCUGCGUACCGCGACGCAGGUAUGGACGUGGCUGCUGGCCGAGCAGCCCUCGGCGAUGCUGGCUGUCGUUACGGCUAUCUCGCAGGGAUGGAUGCGCACGACGAUGGACCGUGUGGGCUUGUACAGCACUGAUUUGAAUCAGCGCAAUCCCAUGGCCUGCAAAACAGACAUGUCGGCGUACAACCGCGAGGAAAUUUCGAUGGAAGAGCGUCGUGCCGAUGACCUGUUCACAGGCCACAUGCUCGUGCUUAGUAUGCUCUCUGACUGCUUGGCCUCGGCUCAGAGCCACAGUGCCGCGCUGGUCUCGGUGCUGGCGAUGCUGGUACAGCACAUGGCCGAUGCCACGUCGCGGCUGAGCACGCAUGUCCUGACACGUCUUCCACGCCUGCGAUUGGUCCAAUUCGGUCUGCAUGUGCUUCACGCGGCCCAUGUCGAUGUCCUAGUCGAAUGCCGCGUGCGAGACGGUGUGUGCCGUAUGGCCUUGGACUGGUUUGCCUACGCGCCAGCCUGGUCGUACGGCGGCAAUUUGCAUCGCGGUGCGAAUGAGCUGCGUCUCUUGCGCAGCGUGAGCCAGGCUCUGCAUAGCGCUAUGCUGCGAGCCGACUCGCUCGUGACCACUGCGACGGUGUCGUCGUCGGCCCGACUGACGCUGCAUAGUGCUCAGCCGCUUACGCCCCAGUGCACGUUGGCGCAGGCGUUGACGCAUAUCCAGGAUGUGCUGCAUCUGCUCCAGCAGCUUUACGACAAUGAGCAUGCGCGCUUGCUGGUCUGGCUGAAUCCGACCAACACGCCGCAAACGCCACACCCCAGUGUCUCUGUUCGUGACUUGCACACGGCAUGGAAGACGGAUGCGCGUGUCGCUGUGUACCUCGUGCGUCGCUUUGCCGACGAGGAGCUGAAAGCGGAACUUACCAGGCUGGUCCAGACCUCGCCGCACCGCGUACUUAGCGUGCCGGACGCGCUGCCCUACCUGCUUGGCACGGUAUCGCAUGCACCGAGUAAGAAAGAGAAACAUGCAGCAUCUGCAACGCCUGCCAUCACUUCCAAUGACGCGGCGCUGCACUGGCUGCACAUGUGGUCGUUGGUCGUGCCUGUGGAGGCCAUUCGUAUGUUGCAGCCAGAGCAUGGCGGCACGAAUCCGCUCGUGUUGCAGUACGCUAUGCGUGCGCUGGAAGAGCAUCCUGUGGAGCUCGUCUUUUUCUACGUACCACAAGUGGUGCAAGCUCUGCGUGACGACGAGUUCGGAUACGUCGCGCUGUUCAUCUUGAAGACGUCGCUAGUGUCGCAAUUGUUCUGCCACCAAAUUAUCUGGAACAUGAACGCCAACAAGUUCAAGGACGACAAUGGCGAAGUGGAAGACUCUUUGAAGCCGACUCUUGAUCGCAUGGUCGAUGCUAUUGUCGCGCAAUUGUCGGGCGAGGCACAGGCAUUUUACGAGCGUGAAUUCUCCUUCUUCAAUGAAGUCACCGACAUCUCCGGCAAGCUCAAGCCCUAUAUCAAGAAAUCCAAGCCAGAAAAGAAGGCGAAGAUCGACGAGGAGAUGGCGAAGAUUAAAGUGGCGCCGGAUGUGUACUUGCCUUCGAACCCCGACGGCGUGGUCAUCGAUUUGGACCGCAAGUCCGGUCGCCCCUUGCAAAGUGCAGCCAAGGCACCGUUCAUGGCGACGUUCAAGGUGCGUCGUCCCGUCGCGGUGAAAGAUGCAGCGGACCCGAAUGCGCCGCAGUACGUCGAUGUCUGGCAAAGUGCCAUUUUCAAAGUCGGUGACGACUGUCGUCAGGAUGUACUGGCCCUGCAAGUGAUUGCGCAGUUCAAGAACAUUUUCACGUCCAUUGGUUUGGAUGUGUACCUCGACCCCUAUCGCGUCACUGCGACAGCGCCUGGCUGUGGUGUGAUUGACGUCGUGCCCAAUGCCACGUCGCGUGACGAAAUGGGCCGUCAGAAGAUCAACGAUCUCCUCGACUUUUUCCGCAACCGCUACGGCAACGAGACCUCCAUUGCGUUCCAGCGUGCUCGUCUCAACUUCAUCCAGUCGAUGGCGGCGUACUCGGUGGUAUGCCACAUUCUACAGAUCCGCGAUCGUCAUAACGGCAAUAUGAUGAUCGAUGGCGAUGGCCAUAUUGUGCACAUUGACUUCGGGUUCCUGUUCGAUAUUGGGCCGGGUGGCAUGCGUUUCGAGCCGUACUCGUUCAAGCUUUCGCAUGAAAUGGUAGCCGUGAUGGGCGGUCACAAGUCACCUGGCUUUGCGAUGUUUGAGCAGCUUGUCGUCAAGGCGUUCUUGAGCUGCCGGCCGUACGCGGACGACAUCGUGGCGACGUGUGCACUCAUGCUGGGCACGGAUCUUCCGUCGUUCAAGGGCAAGCCGACGCUUGAUCGUUUGCGUGCGCGUUUCAAGCCCGAGCUUACCGAGCUGGAGGCGGCGGCCCAUGCCUCGUGGCUCGUCAAGGAUGCGCAUGGCAACAUGCGUGGCACGCUCUACGACUUGAUCCAGGAGAAACAGAACAACAUCCCCUACCGUAGGUAA
This is a messenger RNA of Malassezia pachydermatis, 5751 nucleotides long. Its product is annotated as phosphatidylinositol-4-kinase. The record is from RefSeq and is a predicted model, not a curated record. NCBI's taxonomy places the organism in Eukaryota, Fungi, Basidiomycota, Malasseziomycetes, Malasseziales, Malasseziaceae. Gene Ontology annotation, molecular function: 1-phosphatidylinositol 4-kinase activity. Gene Ontology annotation, biological process: phosphatidylinositol phosphate biosynthetic process; phosphatidylinositol-mediated signaling. Bases 1 to 5751 code for a protein of 1916 amino acids. The transcript is spliced from 2 exons. Gene Ontology annotation, cellular component: cytoplasm; plasma membrane.